Penaeus chinensis is the source of this 1417-nucleotide messenger RNA. RefSeq names its product ephrin-B1-like. Gene Ontology annotation, molecular function: ephrin receptor binding. The coding region runs from base 342 to 1259 and encodes 305 amino acids. The transcript is spliced from 6 exons. Lineage: Eukaryota; Metazoa; Arthropoda; Malacostraca; Decapoda; Penaeidae. Gene Ontology annotation, cellular component: plasma membrane. Gene Ontology annotation, biological process: ephrin receptor signaling pathway; axon guidance. The record is from RefSeq and is a predicted model, not a curated record.
GUGGCACGGGGAGGGUGUGCGCGUAGCUCGCUCUACUCAGUGUAACCAUGCAGUGAUAAAACGUGGUGUCACCCACCGAGGAGUGUAUUUAGUGCUCGGAACAUGGGUCCCUACGGAGGUGAUAGUGUAAUUGUCAUGGGCAAUCGCAGCCGACUCAAAAUGUGAGGCAAGGCCGUGCCCACCUUUCGAGUCUUCCUUGAAUAGCCGAAAGCAAAUCUCGGCGGACGCAAACGGGAGGUACCAAGCCGACCGCUUUGUUAAUUUAAUUUAUUACAUAUUAUACGCUUGAUAUACAAGUGUGUACUCCUGAGUGGAGGCACAAUUAACACAAAUAGUUUACAAUGAGUGCCAAAGUGUGUGGUUAUUUGACGCUAGUGGUGGUGGUGUGUGUGGAGAUAAUGUGCGUGUGUCGCCUUGGCACCUGCACGAAGAUGCAUUAUAUCCACUGGAAUACUACAAAUCCAAUAUUCCGGAUAGACAACACAGAUCACAUCAUAGACGUGAACAAGGGCAACGUACCCUUCGAGUACGACCAGGUCAACAUUAUAUGUCCUGUAUACAACAAAGACACCUCGGACGAGGAGGCCGAGAAGUACAUCAUCUACAAUGUGAGCAAGGAGGAGUAUGACACUUGUCGCAUCACCAACCCGUCGCCGCGGGUCAUAGCUGUGUGUGAUAAGCCGUACAAACUCAUGUACUUCACCAUUACCUUCCGAUCCUUCACGCCUCAGCCUGGAGGCCUGGAGUUCCACCCAGGCCAGGACUACUACUUCAUUUCGACGUCGGGCAAGGAUGACCUGCACCGCCGAAUCGGAGGCCGCUGCUCGUCGCACCACAUGAAGGUGGUAUUCAAGGUGUGCUGCGACCCGGAGUCCCAGCCGGCCCAGGACCAGGCGAACAACCACAUCCCCAACAACGGCCUGUCCACCCCUAGAGGCACCACCACUACUACCACCUCCACCACCAAGUCUACUACCACUACUACUACCCCUAAGACCACCACCACUUCCACUACCACCACCUCCCUCAGCACCACUUCCCUAAAGACCACCUCUCACAAGAGUGCUGAUCCCCAUACCAUCAAGACCACCACUAAGAAGACAGAUACACAUCAGCCUGACCGAAGGGAAAAUGAGGUGGUGAAGAAUGAGGAACUAACAUUGAAUGCAUCUCCACAGUCUGCCACCUUGUCCUUCAUGACAGCAUUCUGUCUCUUGCUGCCCCUGGCAGUGUCCAGGUUCCUCACCACACAUUCCUAAGAGCAGUACAGCCAGGCAACAUGAAUAUCAAUAUGCCAGAGUGUUAUUUUACACAUUGAAAUGUUGAAAAUUUUGCUAGUGGAAAAGAAAAAAAUCUAUCAACUGUUGUCUGGAUUACAAAGAAAUGGGGUUUCAAGUGUAGAAAAUACACAUUAAAA